This is a messenger RNA of Dreissena polymorpha, 766 nucleotides long. RefSeq lists its product as uncharacterized. NCBI's taxonomy places the organism in Eukaryota, Metazoa, Mollusca, Bivalvia, Myida, Dreissenidae. The record is from RefSeq and is a predicted model, not a curated record. The transcript is spliced from 4 exons. The coding region runs from base 123 to 563 and encodes 146 amino acids.
AGCAAACCGGAGCAUACGUAACGUCAAAACAAAAUGGCGUCGUAAACUCCAUCGUACGACGCUUUAUUUAUUUAUUAUUGUUUUUUAUGUUCGUUUGAAACCAUUUUUGCAAAUACAAUUUGAUGCGAUUCUUCUCCGAGCUGAUUAUAUCAACGUUUGGAUUGGUCGUGCUCGCGUGGACGCUUGCAGACCUCAUCCACAUGUUCGAUAGGCACGCCUACCCACCGACAACGCCAGAAAUUUCAAUUCGCUACAAAAUCGAAAACACACAGCGCGGCCUUCCAAAGAGCACGUGCAAAGACUGUAAACUGCGGCAGACGACAAAUAGCGAGUGGCGGGAAAGCAUUACGAGAAGGCACGGGUCAUUAGAAUCCGAUAUCGAACUUCUGCAAGACGCCAUAGUAGUCAUCGCGGCAAUCGUCAUAGCAACGUCUUGGGUCACGCUGAUCUCUCUUAUUCUACACGCUCGUGUGCAACGUCGACUGAACGCGCAGUUCAACGCCGUGUUUAUGGUCCCAGUUGACGCCCACGAAACGUUCCUCGCGAGCAGACGGAGAGGCUAGACUUCACACGAAAGGCUAGACUUCACCAAGUUUAUGAGGCUGGACUGCACCAUGCUUAUAAAGCUUGAAUCCAAUAGAAUUUGUAUUGUUCGACUCCGCUACGGUAUUAUUGUUAAAACUCCCCCAAGUUUAUAUGACUAAAAUCCCAAAAUUGUAUUUAUAAGACACUACUUAUAUUAAAUUGAAAGAAUUCACAGAUUGUA